GGCAUGGUGGACACUGCGAACAAGAACUUCGGCGGCGGGAACACCGCUUGGGAGGAGAGGGCGCUGUCCAAGUAUGAGUUCAGCGAGAUCCGCCUGGUGGAGAUCCUGGAGGGGCUGUGCGGGAGCAGCGACUUUGAGUGCAACCAGAUGGUGGAGCGGCAUGAGGAGCACCUGGAGGCCUGGUGGCUGCGGCUGAAGAAGGAGCAUCCUGAUUUAUUUGAAUGGUUCUGUGUGAAAACGCUGAAAGUGUGCUGUUCCCCAGGAACCUACGGGCCCGACUGUGUUGCGUGCCAGGGCGGGUCCAGGAGGCCCUGCGGUGGGAACGGCCACUGCAGCGGGGACGGCAGCAGAGAGGGGGACGGGUCCUGCCAGUGCCACGUUGGGUAUCAGGGCGCACUGUGCACUGACUGCGUGGAUGGCUACUUCAGCUCGCUGCGGAACGAGACCCACAGUGUCUGCACAGCCUGUGACGAGUCCUGCAGGACGUGCCAGGGCCCGACCAGCAGGGACUGCCUCGAGUGCGAAGUGGGCUGGGCUCGUGUGGACGACGCCUGCGUGGAUGUGGAUGAGUGCGCUGCGGAGACGCCGCCCUGCAGUGACACACAGUACUGCGAGAACGCCAGCGGCUCCUACACAUGCGAAGACUGCGACCCCACCUGUGUGGGCUGUACCGGGAAGGGCCCCGGGAAGUGCAAGCAGUGUGUCACCGGCUACGCAGAGGAGGGUGGACAGUGCACAGAUGUUGAUGAGUGCUCCCUAGCAGAAAAAGCUUGCAUGAGGGAAAAUGAAAACUGCUACAACACCCCUGGGAGUUUCGUGUGUGUGUGUCCCGAAGGCUUUGAAGACACAGAAGAGGCCUGUGUGGAGACAGCAGGAGGUGGAGUCACAGAAGAAAGCCCAGCACAGCUGCCUAACCAUGAGGACUUGUAACAGGCAUCGAGCACGACACCGCACCCACCCUAAGUUAUUCAGAGACGCUGCGUGGCCCUCCGUGGUUCCAGGUGGUCUCGGCCUCCGUGGAAGUGGGUGAUGCUUGUAGGCCGUGCCUAGCUGCGCUUCCUGGUUGUUAGACAAAUGUGUAUAUUUUGAUACUUUCUUUAUAAUAAAACAGGCUGUGAGGUGGUCAGGGACAGGCUGCUGGACUCGCCCCACUCAGACUGGGCCUCGGGCGGGGUGUGCUCUGCUGGCUUGAGUGUGGCCCCAGGGCCCCCCUGCUGCCUCCGCAGUGGGCACCUCA
Messenger RNA from Tupaia belangeri chinensis (Chinese tree shrew), 1237 nucleotides. It is a transcript of the gene CRELD2, whose product is annotated as CRELD disulfide isomerase 2. Lineage: Eukaryota; Metazoa; Chordata; Mammalia; Scandentia; Tupaiidae. The record is from RefSeq and is a predicted model, not a curated record. Gene Ontology annotation, molecular function: calcium ion binding.